AUGGACAGUAUCAACAGCAUACCAGAUGAGAUUUUGAAAGAAAUCUUCAUUUAUGUCACUGAUCUGGACUACGACUACAUUGACAUCUUUCAAGUCCGCCUCGUUAACAAACGGUUCUGCAAGAUUGCAACACCACUUCGAGUCCGUCAUUGGAGUGAUUGUGGCUAUUAUAGCCCCAUCAAUACAUCCCUUUCACGUACCACGCUUAACCGGUUUGCUUUAGAGCUUCUGCGGCAUCCUGAACUUCGUUUGCAAGUUAGAAGCAUACAAAUCGACUGGUUUCGAUCUGAUGAUGGGAAAGAAACUCCUCGUCAUUUGAUAAGGCCGGACAACCUAGAUCUACUGGCAAAGGCAGCCGAGGAGACCUUGCCAGGUCUUGCCAGAUCUACCGACCUGUGUGACCAGAUUCGCCAGGGCUCAGAUGAUGGUAUAGCUGUUCUCGUACUGGCUUGGGCAACCAACUUGACCAGCCUGGACUUGACAAUUCCAUCAGAUUCCAGACUAAAGGUCGGCAAAGACUACCUUAUGCUUGUCUUGCAUUUUGCCAAACAGAUUGCGCUGCGAUUUGUCUCCGAUGGUCCCAAGUCCACUCUACCUUUACCCAUGGAGAAGCUGCAUACAUCGAUCUUCCGAUACUGGAACUUCGAUAGGGAAAUACACGUGGCACACCUCUCGCCGUUUCUACAUUUCCCGAAUCUGAAGAGUCUCGAUGCCUUGAGGAUCGGUGAUAAUAGGGGACGAGAUCUCAGCUAUGUAGCUGGGUCUACGGAGAGCAAUUAUUCGAUGCCGUUACCGGAACGAACUUCAUCGCUGGAAUCAAUUUUCCUUGAUGAUCCAACACUUUCGAACGCUGGUUUCAGUAGCCUCUUGCACGCUUGCAAAAACCUGAAAGUCUUUGAUCUGCAAUUUGCUAGCUCAAUGGGCACACGGAGUAGCACAAUGCUUGCCAGGGCUCUUCGUGAGCACGCGUCAUCCCUUGAAGAAUUGUCACUCUCUUUACAAGACAACGAGGACAGCCAAUGGGUACCGGAUUCAGCAGAUACAGAUGAGUUACCUGAAUGUUACAGAGAGCUCAAAAGGCUCAAACGUGCUGGUAUCCCCAUGAAACACUUGCUACAGAGGGAGGACGAAAAUGAUCCUACGACAACAAAGUUGAACCCUGAUAGACUUCCUGAGUCACUUGAGCAUCUCACAAUCUUCCACUCAGACCUACGCUUUGUACGGGUACAGUCGGAAUCUUUUCCAGAGGUGUUUAAAGGUGCAAUUUUGGGCACAUUUGAAGCUGAUCUCAACGAAGCACUGGUUGGUAUACAGACAAUACUUGAGGAGACUGGGCCAGGGGGGCGGUUGGAGAAACUCAAGACUGUCGACUUUUCUGAUGCAUUGUCGGACGAUCCCAUGGUAGAGGAGAUCAGACGAGUAAAAGACUUGGCCAAGGAGCGAGGGGUUGAGUUCAUUCUUGGUAAGAGUAUUCGGUGA
Messenger RNA from Fusarium graminearum PH-1, 1479 nucleotides. RefSeq lists its product as uncharacterized. Bases 1 to 1479 code for a protein of 492 amino acids. Gene Ontology annotation, molecular function: protein binding. The record is from RefSeq and is a predicted model, not a curated record. The transcript has a single exon. NCBI's taxonomy places the organism in Eukaryota, Fungi, Ascomycota, Sordariomycetes, Hypocreales, Nectriaceae.